Messenger RNA from Aplosporella prunicola CBS 121167, 1635 nucleotides. RefSeq lists its product as uncharacterized. NCBI's taxonomy places the organism in Eukaryota, Fungi, Ascomycota, Dothideomycetes, Botryosphaeriales, Aplosporellaceae. The coding region runs from base 409 to 1518 and encodes 369 amino acids. The transcript has a single exon. The record is from RefSeq and is a predicted model, not a curated record.
UCUGCCCCCUGGCCCAACACGCCCCUGCCUGGCUCUUUGUCUAUCCCCGUGAGCCCGCCCUCGUGCGCCGCUACUUUGACGUCUUUGCUGCCCGCCCGGCCGACCCCGUGCGCGUCGUCGUCUGGCUGGGGCCGAGGGCCGACUGGCCCGAUUAUGAGGCCGUGUUGGCGGGGCGGAAGCACUGGUCUGUCCAUGUCAUCGAGGGGGCGGGGUUGGUGCCUUAUGAGAUGAUCGUCGUCGUAAGGAGGAAUGCCGGGGUUUGAUGAUGAAGAGCAAGGAUGCGCGGUGGUGAGCGUAAUUUGGGGGAGAAACUUUGUUUCUUUGCUGUGGUGAGAGGGCCAGGUGUUCGAUUGAACCUCCGCGGCUGGACGCGGGUACGGGACGCGCUGGGAGUCACGUCGAAAGGGCAUGCCGAAGAGAGCCGGAGGAAGCGUGCGGGCACGUCAAAGGAAAGAAAGAGAGCACAACACCAUCGAGAGCUCACAUGGCACCUCCCACAGCACCAAACCCCUUACAAAACCCCCACCAGCAUCAGCAACCCACUCCCUUCUCCCACCAACACGCUUACCCAACCCAAUCCCGCAUCCCCUACAAGAACAUCAAUCAAAGCACACACCUCACAAACCACACACCACAAUGCCACGCGCACCCCCUCAACCACCACCACCACAACAACAACCACACGCACACCCCUCACCCCUCCCCCUUUGGCAACACAGCACCCUCCUCUUCGCAACGCUAAGCUACACCUCCGCGCUAGUGCAGCUGCAGCGCCUCCUGCGCCUCAUACAGCACCUCCCCUCCUUCCCAGCCACGCACGCCGCGCAGCUGUGGGCCAACCUUGGCAUCCUGCGCUUGCAUCUCGACGAGCCGGGGCUAGCGUGCGAGGCCUUUGCGCGGGCGCUGGCGGUCCAGAGUCCUGCUUCUGCUGGUGCGCGGGCUGGUACGCAUACCACGGCCCAAGCCGCAGGGGGAGAAGUGGGUGUAGCGGAGGCGGAGGCGGACAGCAGGAUUACGCGCUGGUCGGACUUUAUGCACGCGCCCGUCACCACCACAACCACCUCAUCAACACCCACGUCGCCCCUCCCCCUCCACCACUUCCUGCUCGGCACCGCGCUGGCCGCGCUCCCCGCCCCGUCGGCACGCACGCUCCGCCUCGCGCGCGCGCACUUUGCCGCUUGUCUCGCGUUCUUUGCUUCAGCUGAAGGCGAAGCCUCAGUCGAAGGUGAGGGCGAAGGAGAGUGUGAAGUGCUUGAAUUCAGCGCCUUAGGGCUGCGGGGGGUGGGCGUCGCGUGGGGAGAAGGGGAGGACAGUGCAACGGGAGAUGGAGUAAACGGCAGGCCAUGGAUGCUGGAGCGCACGCGCGUGCGCUGGAACUUGCGCGUCGUCGACGCUGCGGCGGGGGCGCUGGAAGCCGGCGCCGGCGCCGGUGAGAUGGAGCAGGAGCACCGCCGCGCGAGGGCGCUGUGUGGCCUUAAUCGGCUGCCGGCGGGCGUGUGGUGGGUUGCGCCUAUGUAGGUAGCUGGGCUGUGCUGUGAGUAGGUAGGUAGGGUCUUGUGGUUGCUGUUGAGGGUGAAGGGGGAUAGGGACGUGGUGGGAGCGUGUUGAGGUAUAAAUACUGAAGAGCGUUUAUGG